AUCGUGGGCUGGGCCGGGGCGGGCUGCUUGCUCCAGAUCCGAGCAUUGGAGAGCGCGGCUGGAAGGAGGAGGGCCCGGGGGAACCGCGUCGGCCCGGAGGGGAGCGAGGCCCUGGCGCUCGGCAGCUCGAUCCUGCGGAGGGCCUCCGCGGCAGGUGCACGACCCGCGCCCGCAUUCCCGGGAAGCGCCCUGGCUGGCCUUCCUUUGGGCGCCCCGCGGGCGAGCUCUGCAACCGGAACCGGCCCGCUCUGGACGGGCUCCCGGGCAGAGGCGCCUCGGUGCGCGCCGGAGGAGGAACCGCAGCAACCGCGCGCGGCCAAAGCGACGAGGGAGGCCGGGCGAGAGGCGGCGGCGGCGGCGGCGCGCUCGAGAGGCGGCGCGCUCUGGGCGCAGCGCGGUGCGGCGUGCAGGCCGGCAGGCUCAGCCGAGUGCUCGCCGCCGCCGCCGCCGCCGCCGCCGCUUCCCUCCGCCCUUCCGCCGGGGCCGCCUCCGCCUCCGCCUCCGCCUGCGAUGGCGGCGCGCUCCCCGCCCCGGCCGAGCUCGGCCCGGCAGCGCUGAAGCGGCGGCCUGGGGAGCGGCUGGCGCGGCCCAUGUCCUCCCAGGGGGCGGAGGAGCCCGAGCCGCCCACCCGCGCUGCUGCUGCUGCUGCUGCGGCGGCGGCCAGGGAGGCGGCUCCGGCGGCGGGCGCUCCGCAUUGUGCGCCGCGCGGCAGCGGCGGGAGCAGCAGCCUGGCGAGCGAGAGCGGCGGCCCGGCCCGACCGGAGCCGCCUUUGCCGCCCCUCGCCCGCCAGCCCAGCCCCAUGAAGGAGCCGGGCGGCCCCGGGGCAGCGGGCGGCGGCGGGGAGGGAGCCGCCGCCGCCGCCGCCUCUUCUUCGGAAGGCCAGGAGGCCGCAGGAGGGGCCGUCGCCCCCGUCGCCGCGGCGCAGGCUGAGGGCAGCAGCAAUGGCAGCGGCGGCGGUGGCAAUGUUGGGACCAGGGCCUCUGUGGGCAGAGAGCGCUUGAAGAGGACCCAGAAAAUUAUGAAAGCAGAAGGUUGCGAUUCAUCCAGGCCCCAAGCAUCUCCUAGCGAGGAUGCCGCAGCAACGACGGAAGUGAAGGUGAAGACGGAAGUCCCAGAUGACUACAUUCAGCAGGUGGUCUGGCAGGAUGAUCCCAAAGAGCCGAAGAAGAAAGGUGGUGGGGUAGCCGAGGUGCCUGCAGAAAUUUGUGUGGUGAUUGGUGGGGUCCGCAACCAGCAGACUCUCGGGUCCUAUGAGUGCGGAAUAUGUGGAAAGAAAUAUAAGUACUACAAUUGUUUCCAGACCCACGUUCGAGCGCACAGAGACACAGAAGCAGCAUCAGGCGAAGGAGCCUCCCCUGGGAAUAACUUUAGGUACACGUGUGACAUUUGUGGGAAGAAGUACAAAUACUACAGUUGCUUCCAAGAGCACAGAGACCUGCAUGCAGUGGAUGACCCCUACGACCAAGCAAUGAUUGCCAAGGAGGAGGUGAAAGAAGAGGAGCCCGAGCCCUUUCAGAAGAUUGGUCCAAAAACAGGCAACUAUACCUGCGAAUUCUGUGGCAAGCAGUACAAGUACUACACACCAUACCAGGAACACGUGGCCCUUCAUGCACCAAUCAAGUACUCUCGAUCUCCACUCUUCGUGGCUGUGAAGACCCAGGCGAACCAAUCGGGCAAAAAAACACCGACGGCGCCCAUAAUCCGGUGCUCCACCCUCCUCCACCGCACUCCCUCCGGUAUCCCACCGGCAGCAUCCCCGUCACAGACGUUCCGCGCUCCAAAUUCUGGAUCCCCAGGAAGCAAGGCCACCACAGCAGAAAGCGCUUUCAGUCGAAGAGUGGAAAGCAAACUGCAAAACAACUAUGAAGAAACGAACAGCAGCUCCCAGAACUCCAGUGAGCCAUACACCUGUGGUGCCUGUGGCAUUCAGUUCCAGUUCUACAACAAUCUCCUUGAGCACAUGCAGUCCCACGCAGCUGACAAUGAAAACAACCAGCCCAGGUCACCUCCAGCUCUGGUGGAAGAGAAAUGGAAGCCGCAGCCACAGAGGAACAACUCCAACAACACGACAGCUGGUAGCUCUCUCCCGAACAGCCCCAUCCCCGAGAAGGAGCGACAGAACAUAGCCGAGAGGCUGCUGAGGGUGAUGUGCGCUGAUCUGGGGACACUGAGUGUGGUGAGCGGCAAAGAGUUUGUUAAACUGGCACAAAGUCUGGUUGACAACGGUGCUCGCUAUGGCGCCUUCUCUGUUACGGAGAUCCUUGGCAACUUCAACACGCUAGCCCUCAAGCACUUGCCCCGGAUGUACAACCAGGUGAAAGUGAAGGUCACCUGUGCUCUUGGCAGCAAUGCCUGCUUGGGCAUUGGCGUCACCUGUCACUCGCAGAGCGUUGGCCCCGAUUCCUGCUAUAUUCUGACUGCGUACCAGGCAGAAGGCAGCUGCAUCAAGAGUUACGUCCUGGGGAUCAAAGGAGUGGACGUUCGCGAUAACGGGGACUUGGUCCACCAGUGGGUGCAAAACGUGCUUUCCGAGUUUGUUAUGUCUGAGAUCCGGACCGUGUACGUCACAGACUGCAAGGUGAAUUCCUCUGCAUUUUCCAAGGCGGGCAUGUGUUUGCGUUGCUCUGCGUGUGCCUUGACCUCCGUGGUGCAGAGCGUGCUUAACAAGCGCACCCUCCAAGCACGCAACAUGCACGAGGUCAUUGAGCUGCUGAAUGUCUGCGAGGACCUGGCGGGCUCUGCAGGGAUCUCCAAAGAGACCUUUGGCUCCCUGGAGGAGACCUCUCCUCCCCCCUGCUGGAACUCCAUUACGGACUCUCUGCUGCUUGUCCACGAACGCUACGAGCAGAUCUGCGAGUUUUAUAGCCGGGCCAAGAAGCUAAACCUUAUCCAGAACCUCAACAAGCACCUGCUGAGCAACCUAGCAGCCAUCCUGGCUCCGGUGAAACAUGCCGUGAUUGAACUGAGCAACGAGAGCCGGCCCACGUUGCAGUUGGUGCUGCCUACCUACGUGAAACUGGAGAAACUCUUCACCUCAAAGGCCAACGACGCAGGCAUUGUCAGCAAGCUGUGCCACCUUUUCCUGGAAGCCCUGAAGGAGAACUUCAAGGUGCACUCGGCCCACAAGGUGGCCAUGAUUCUGGACCCUCAGCAGAAACUGCGCCCAGUCCCCCCUUACCAGCAUGAGGAGAUCGUCGGCAAGGUGUGUGAACUGAUCCACGAGGUGAAGGAAUCCUGGGCCGAGGAGCCCGAUUUUGAGCCUGCCUCCAAAAAGUCUCGGACCUCGAGUGAGAGUUCUCCGACUCGGGAGGAAGACCGGUCGGGCAAAAGCGAGGUCUAUGACUACUUGCAAGAGCCCCUUUUCCAGGCGGCCCCUGACCUUUUCCAGUACUGGUCCUGUGUGACGCAGAAGCAUACCAAGCUGGCCAGGCUGGCCUUCUGGCUCCUGGCAGUGCCCGCUGUGGGGGCCAGAAGCAACUGCGUCAACAUGUGUGAACAAGCCCUCCUGAUAAAGAGGCGGCGACUGCUGAGUCCUGAGGAUAUGAACAAGCUCAUGUUCUUGAAGUCCAACAUGCUUUAAAACGAGGAGGGGGGUCUGGGAGGGAGCGGCAUCCUCCCAGAACAUGUCCCAGCCACUCGCAAACACUGUGGACCUCAUCCGGAGCGCCUGGGAAAUAAAAAGUGCUUUUGAUACACAUAUUGAUACCUCUAUAUUAAUAUGUAUAUAAAAAGCUCCCUGGAAAGGAAUGCAGGUGAGAAGCACACCUCUGCUCGAAACACGCUCCAUCCUUGAGGUUUCUGUGUGAACUUGAUAAAACCUCCUCACGUUUUGAAGAGGGCAGGCCGGUUAGUCUGGAGUCUUUAGGCAGCUGAGUUUCUAAAUUAACUUGAAUGGUUGUUUCAUUAAUACUCUUUUCAGAAAUAACCCCUCCCUCCACCCCCAACUCCCCCUUCUGUUUUCCUUCCCCUCUUCUGAGCCCUGAUGCCAGGGACGGUCAGCCUUGAUUUCUGCUAGUUUUUGGCCACACUGGGUGGCUCCUCCUAUGAGGGGCGUUCAAGGCUUCCUGUUGGCAACAUAAAUCAUGUCGCAUUUGCAGGCAGCUGUCUUUCAGAAACCUCCAAGUCAGGAACGGAGACUUGAAGAAUUAAAAAGAAAAAAAUCCAGGAGAAAAAAGCUACCUGAUUUUGAUACCAGUAACUUGACUUCUCUUAAGGAAAAAAAAAAAAGGGGGGGGGUGGGGAAAUUAAAACCUGAAAGAAUAUUUUGCAGAAAAGGAUACAUAGCCCUCCUGUUAAAGUCCUGGCUAGCUGCUCUGUCUAAACUCCGUGGCCAUUCGUGUUUUUGCAGUUGGCUUGAGAAGAGGCACAGGGAGGCAUUUUGUGUCUCCUCGGGAUGCCAGCGAUAAAACAUCAGUAGGAAUCUCUUCCCUGCCAGGCGGCCGGCAACACGCCUCCUGUCCACCUCCUGACCUCCAGAGACACUUUGCUGUGUAAGAACUUUUUUGAUAUUCUUGUCCAGUCUCCACGUUCAGAGCAAUAGUUGACUCAAGGCAGUUGUCCUUUGAGCAUCUGGCUUCACUCUUACUGGCGAGGAGGUAGAAGGUAAGCGCAGAGUCGAGGUGCUGGGAUUCUGCCUGGGCUGCUGGCACACCUGCUCUGGGGCCUGGUGGUUUCUCUUGGGUUGCAGCUGGGGACGGUGAUGGUGGUGACAUUUUGAUUAGUCAGACCCAAACCGCAGGAUCUGCCAGUUGGUGGCCAGUGGAGGCAGGGUGCAGUUUUGUCACACAGUUCUGUUUAUCUUCAAAGUAUUGUUGGCAAGAGGAGUGGAAGGGGUUUCCUAGUCUUGCCUGCUGCCCGUAGAGGUGCUCUUGGUCUCGCCAGCAGCAGAGGGAAUGAUGCCACUUGCGGGAGAGGGCACCCACCACCUGGCAGCCCGCAGCUGAGCCAUCCCAGCGUGGCUUAGAAGAGACCCGUCCCAUUUCUCUUCUCUUUAAGGCCUGCUUUCCUCCUCCUUCCAGCCAGCUGUUGGAGACCCCUGAAAGGGGCUUAGACUGUGAGGCUGCCUGUAUCCAGCCCUGCUGGCCACUGGAACGGAUUCCCCCCCUUAGAGCCCAGGGUGAUCCACUGCUGCAUUUCCUCUCCCCCCCCCCAACCCCAAGGGAAGGGUGAUGGUGUGGGCUGUUUCUCUUUGGGGGCUGUCCCAUUCCAGGUUGCACCUCUAAGCUUUUAAUGUCUGCAUAGGCCAGGCGGCGUCUCCACGAGGAGGUUACUGUGAUCUAUGAUGAGAUUUAGAUUAUUAUAAUUCUGGUCUUACUAAACUGUUUGUCAUGCAGACAUGUUUCUCCUGCUGGUCUCUUCAUAUUCCUUCCCUUCCUCCCCUGGACACGGGGGUUCCUGUGAGCAUACGUUAACUCUUGGAAUGCUAUUACAUUUAAGCAGGUAAUUUAAUCUCUAAGAUCAAUUGCUCAUUCUUUUAAAUCUGCCUUAGGUGUUCUCGUGGAUCUGAUUAUUACAAAUUUUCAUAUUUAAGAAAUGCAGGCCUAACCCCAUAAAUAUGAAGAUAGGAGGAUUCCAUUCUGAAUCUUUGGAAUUCCAGAACUCUUACAUUUUAAUUUUUCAAACAUCCACAUGCGAGAGAAUGAAAUGCAGGACAGUUGCUCACAGGUACCACCAUGCUUAGGGGUGGACAGGCAUGGCCUCCCCUGUAAUGGAUUCUGGGAUACAGUGGGAGAGAAGAGAACCUGUGGGGCGGGGAGCAGUCAGAUGUACGUGGAAGCCCCUGAGUACAACUCUUAAACUAAUUAGGCCUUUGUGCUAGAACAGCAACGGUGGGGAUGCAAGAACUUCACAAACAACAGGAAUGUCAGGGUAGGAGAAUAUCCGGACAAUCCUUGUGCAUAUAGGGGAAGAAGCUGGGACAAAGCCAGAGUCCGGAGCAAUGGUGUGGAAGAGUCUAAGGUUGUAACAAAUUAGCUCCACUAUUGCCUUUGCAAAGCUGGUUUGGGAAUGGGGGGUGGGGAGUUGUUUCAGCCCCAUUGCCAGCCUCUCUGACUGGAGAGGGAGCCAGGGCCCUUCUCCUAAGUCACGGUUGCAGGGCUUGGUUGGGUCCAAAACGGAGGAGCUGAGUGUCCAGAGAAAGGGGCAUUGCCCACUUGCGCUCCGUCUGCUCUGGGCUUGCAUGCAGCCACCAAAGCGGGCUGUGGGCAGGGCUGGUGGGCCACAUCUGUGUCUCUCGCGCUGUGGCUUAGGCUCCUGUAGGCCACCCCCCGCUGCCAAGAGGGAGUCUGCCUGAACGGAAGGUGCCCAUCUCUGCCUCUCAAAAUAGGUGGGUCUGUGUCACCAUGAAGGACUCAGGGGAGGUGGCAUCGUGGCAGGUGAUCCCUGAGAAGUCGUCUCCCCCUUCCUCUCACCCUCAGGCAGACAAUCUCCAGGGUGAUGAGUUUUUUAAGUACGUGCAUUUCCUAAGAUGGAAAUGUGUUUGCUGAGUGAUCCCUCCUACCGGAGCAAUCAAGAAGCUGAAGAGCACUUACUCAGGAGUCACCCACCGUCUUUAGCACGGGGAGAGGGAGAACCUCAGUGGGCCACAGGGCAAUGGCAGGGUCGAAGAGUGAAGAACUUCCUUCGGCUGCAGGAAAGGGCUCAAAGCGGUUCUUCUUGUGGGCACAGGUUCCAAGGAUUAGGGAAGGCCUCCUCCUGACCCAGCGGCAGAUGGGUCUGAUGCCAGCUUGGACAGAUGACCCCUCCUCACACUUUCUUUCUACCUCUUUGGUGUUUAUUGAGAGCUUCCUCUGAAUGCCAACUGCCAACUGUUGUCACAGGGAGGGGUUUAGUCUUUGGCCACUUGGUGUGUUGGUUAAAACUGCUGCAGACGUCAGCAGGAGCCAAAGCCAGCAGCAGGCAGGCAGCCUGUCGGACCCCUCCCCACUUGGGAAUAGGGAUGGUGGUGCGUAAAGGCCUGGCACGGGGAGGAAAGCGCCUGUGUUGGGUAGCUUGGCGUUCCUGGCAAUAUGAGGCGCUUCCGAGACGGCAUCUUUGCUGCCUUGGACAGUUGCAUAAAUCUAAAUGUCAUCUUAAAGAAGAGAUAACAGAAAAAUUUAAAAAAUAUAUACAAAAAAUAUUUUUAGGCCAGAGUUUUCUACAGGUAUUAAUGAAUAUUUUUCUUAAUCCUCAUAAGUUUUACUGUGUUUAAUAUUUCUUAAUACCGGUAGCAUUAAUUUAUACUUUUGUAGCGACACACUAUUUUUAUAAAACGCCACCACUUGGCUUGUCUUCGUGAGGGGGGGGGAUUGUGUGAGGGCGAUGUGCUGACCCAUGUACUGUAUUUAAAAAAACGAAAAGUUAUCUACUGUCACGCUUGCUGUGUGUUAAUAAACAAAAAGGAAACUUGC
This is a messenger RNA of Crotalus tigris (Tiger rattlesnake), 7389 nucleotides long. RefSeq names its product zinc finger protein 618 (gene ZNF618). The record is from RefSeq and is a predicted model, not a curated record. Lineage: Eukaryota; Metazoa; Chordata; Lepidosauria; Squamata; Viperidae. The transcript has 13 exons. The coding region runs from base 591 to 3581 and encodes 996 amino acids.